Molecule: messenger RNA, 2080 nt
Organism: Daldinia loculata
Lineage: Eukaryota; Fungi; Ascomycota; Sordariomycetes; Xylariales; Hypoxylaceae
Product: terpenoid cyclases/Protein prenyltransferase
Exons: 1
Coding region: 271-1764 (497 amino acids)
Biological process (GO): protein geranylgeranylation
Cellular component (GO): CAAX-protein geranylgeranyltransferase complex
Molecular function (GO): CAAX-protein geranylgeranyltransferase activity
Source: RefSeq, a predicted model, not a curated record
GGAGGGGCAGGCGGGGCCAUAGGGCUGAUGCAAGUAAUCGAAAGGGGAGGGGCAGGUUGAAAUUGAAACGAUUUACACUGGGAUAACGACAGUAAUAGGAAAGUAGGACUCGAAUAUACUUUCCUUCUCUAAAUGUUUCCUCUCUAUUAGCUUUAGCUCUACUUUAUUCCCUUUCCCCUUCCCCUUCCUCUUCCCCUUCCCCUUCCUCUUCCUCUUCCUCUUCAACAUCCAAUGCCCAAUUCUUCUUAUACAUAACGAGUUACGCGCACAAUGACCUCUUCCGAUCACCAGCCUCCCCUCGAUACGGCCCGACAUAUUCGUUACUGGCAGCGAUGUUUCCGCUCCGUUCUCCCUCAUCACUACGUGAGCAACGAUAGUAUCCGUCUCACCCUCGGAUUCUUCAUAGUCGCCGCUCUCGACCUCCUAUCCUCGUCUUCCUCAUACUCCGAACCCCCAAAUGAUCCCCUGAAAGCCUCUCUUAUAAGUCGAGAAGAUCGUACCCGCCUAAGAGCCUGGGUUCUGUCACUACAGCAUCCGCAAGGUGGUUUCUGUGGUUCACCUCACCAUGUCCUACCAGCAAAGUAUACCACCAAGUGGGAUGCUACGAACAAUGUCGAAUCUGCAUUGGACCCAGCCAAUGCUAAUAUAGCUGCUACCUACUUUGCCCUACUUCUGCUAGGUAUUUUGGCCGAGGAUGACGGCUCUAAAGCCUUCGAGGGAGUAAACCGCAUAAAAACUCUACGCUGGCUCAAAAAGUUGCAAAGGGACGACGGAAGCUUUGGCGAAAUCAUUGACGAGGAUGGGUAUGUAGGGGGAGGCAGGGAUAUGAGAUAUUGCUACCUAGCUGCUACCAUAAGGUGGGCUCUUGCGGGAGCUGAGACGGGUGAGGACUUUAACGUCGAUGCUCUUGUGGCGCACAUACGACGAGGGCAAACUUUCGAUGGUGGUCUAGGCGAGAGUUCGACACACGAGAGUCAUGCUGGAUAUGUGUACUGCGCUGUAGCGGCGCUAUCCAUUCUUGACCUCACCAACCCAAACGCGGCUACGGAACCGGAUCGGUACCUUCGAGCCGGCAUCCCUUCCAUUCCGUCUUUAGUGCAUUUCCUAGCUUGCCGCCAAUUUGACUACCUCGAACCCGAUUCCGAUGACGAAAGUGAUGAAUCCAAGAAUCACCCACUACCCGAUCUAUCUACCUUAGCUAUAUCAGACGCACCUCAAAUAGCUGGCUUCAACGGCCGCCUGAAUAAGGUCGCCGAUACUUGCUAUACGUGGUGGGUCAGCGGUACGUUGUUCAUGCUCGGCGAAAGCCAGGUCAUCGAUCGCGGUCCCGCCAGGAAGUUCAUACUAGAGAAGACGCAACACAUGAUUGGCGGAUUCGGUAAAAAUCCCGGUGCUCCUCCCGACGUGUACCACGGGUACUUAGGGCUCGCCGCCUUAGCAACGCUAGCUAAUGCCGAGGGCGACGAAAAAAAGGAGGAAGGAAUAGGGAAAUUCGACCCGCGUCUAUGCAUAGGAAUCGAAGCCUCUCAGAGGGUCACUAAGGCUAGGGAGGCAUUACUAGCCUCUUCAGAAGAAGACGAUGAUAGCGACGACGAUUGGGCCCGUGAGACUGAAACGAUAAAAAAGGAACUCGACUGGGAUAAGACUAGAGAAACUAUUGCGCGACUAGAGGCUAAGUGGAAGGCCGAGGGCAAGAUACCUAUUCAUGAGAUGGAUAAGUGGAAUCCUUUCCACCCACCGAAGCUGGACGAGUUGGACGCCUAAGCAGGGCAAUGGGCCGAAUCAGCAUAAUAAGGAUACAUCUACUUCUUUGCUUUCUCUACCAAUUUCGCCUCUGAAAUGUCCUAUAUUAUGCAAAAGCUGAAAAUAGAGGGAUAAAUAGAUUAACUAGGUAGAUUAGAGGGGAGCUUAGAAGAUGGCUUGUUGGAAGAUAGCGGUGAACUUGUGUGGCUCGAAAGUCAAUCAUGAAUCAACUGACUGGUCAAGAUAUGUCCGUUCGGAUAGGAGAAUGCGCUGAAUAAAGAAGAGUUACGAGCGUUUGCUUUAGGUAGUCUCAAUAAAAAAAAUGAUACCCUUCCCC